ACCUCGCGCCACCGAUAUUCACACAGUAUCGAUUUGACCGACUUGCCUGCAACAUGCCCCGUAUCGCUGCCGAAAGUUCCUGAAAAACGGCCUCGCUACCGAAAAACGGGCGGAAAAGUGCGUGGCGAGGAAAACUAUUAGCGAACGCUCGAAAAUGUCGACAUGUGCGACGUCGGGGAAAAAAGCCUCUCUUGCGUGGCUUCUGCUCGGUGCGGUUUUGUUUUUGGGGUGUCAAGUGGGUUCAGCUCAGGAGGAGUACAAGGAUACUAAACAACACCCCGAGUUGUCCAAGUUGGUUAGGAACUGGGCCCAAAAAUUGGGGGGUGAACUGUGGCACUUUGGAGAUUUUGUUACUAGAAGAUCCAAGGUUAUAGAUAGUUAUAAAGACACUAAUGUAAUGAGGGAAGAUGGGGAAGCUCUACUCAAAGAUAUACACGAAAAAAUAUCAGAAAUGAUGAAGCAAAAAGUUAAGGCAGUAGAGAGAAUUAUGGAUGUGGCAGAAAAUGCGGCAAAACAUCAAAAAGACGACGAUGUCGACGUAAACCACGUUUACUACAACGCUAAGAAUUUAACUAACACAGUGCCGGAACCUGGCGAAGAAGAAGUCACCAAACCGCCCGUAAGCGCGGAUGCAGAAGAGCUCAGAUCUGAAAACCUGAUAACAAACGCCGAAGAAAAAUACCAACGAAUGAUCGCAGAAGAAAAUUACGGCUAUCAGCAAGAUCAAGACCAAGACCCGAUUUCCAUAGAAGAUACAUCGAAAGAUGAAUUUCCCGAAGUCGAAAUAGAUCUAGAGGUUACUGAUGAUACAGAGAAAGAUCCUCAAGCAAGUCAAACUCAACCAAAAGAUAGAACAAAAUUGCCCUUGUAUAGAAAUCGGCAUUUUUACAACAUUCCAGUGAAUACGAAUUAUAGUGCUGUUCAUGUGCCUAGCAACGUAUAUGAUAGAGCUAAAAAUGUUAUUUCUGGGAUUAUAUGGUCUGAAGAGUUGGACAAAACGUUUAGAAAUAACUAUAAACAGGACCCGACAUUAUCAUGGCAAUAUUUUGGGAGUUCAACGGGAUUUAUGAGACAGUUCCCAGCCAUGAUCUGGUCCCAAGAACCCAUAGACCUAUUCGACUGCAGAACUAGAACUUGGUUCAUAGAAGCCGCUUCGUCGCCGAAAGAUAUUGUUAUUUUGGUCGACAGAUCGGGUAGUAUGACGGGAAUGCGGCGCGAGAUAGCUCGACAUGUGGUGCACAAUAUUUUGGACACCUUGGGUAAUAACGACUACGUAAAUAUCUACACGUUUAGUAACACCACUGAGCCUUUGGUGCCUUGUUUUGAGGACCAACUCGUCCAGGCUAAUUUGGCAAAUGUAAGGCUCUUCAAAGAAAGCAUGACUAAUUUUAAGACAGAACAGAUAGCAAACUUUACUGACUCCCUUAUCACCGCCUUUGAGCUUCUACAGGAUUAUAGGGAAACGAAAAAAGGUGCGAACUGUAACCAAGCCAUAAUGUUAGUCACAGAUGGUGUUCAAUAUAAUUUUAAAGAAAUUUUCGAGAAAUACAACUGGGGAAAUCUACCUUUUAUGAACGUAAGAGUUUUCACAUAUCUAAUUGGUCGAGAAGUAUCUGACGUCAGGGAGGUCAAGUGGAUGGCUUGUGCAAAUCAAGGGUACUACGUGCACCUCAGUACAUACGCAGAAGUGCGGGAGGAGGUGCUACAAUAUAUUCCAGUUAUGGCAAGACCCAUGGUACUAAAUGCCAACCAAAAACCGAAUCCAACGUGGAGUCCAGUCUAUGCAGACGUAACGGACCCAAAGUUAACGAAUUGGCUUUGGGUCAAUCGUGAGAGAAACAAACAAAGAGAGAGAUUUAUGGCGUAUAAAAAAGAUAAAACCCUACUAUCGUCAGUGGAACAAGACAAAAAUUACGUACACCAACAAAAAUUUAAACAAGACAACUACGGGGAGUUACAAACUUAUCAUCUAAUGACAUCUGUUUCUCUUCCAGUAUACGACAAAAAACCCAGACAAGAAAGAGUAGCAAAUCUACUGGGUGUUGCUGGUACAGACGUCCCAAUAGAAUAUAUUAAAAGACUUAUGAUGUCAUACAGACUUGGUGUUAAUGGUUAUGCUUUUAUAGUAACAAAUAAUGGUUACAUUUUGACCCAUCCAGAUCUUAGACCAGUGUACCAAGGUAUACUAAAACCAGCCUACAACAGAGUCGAUGUAACAGAGGUUGAAGUGCUAGAUGAUGAUAGUGAACCAAGAGAAUUCAGUGAUGAAAUUAGGAAACUACGAAAACAUAUUGUCAUGCAUGAUAGAGGAAAUGCCACUCUAAGAAUCAAGACACAUAUGGACGAUAUGAAAAGAAUUUUAACUAUAACCCGUCACUUCUACUACAUGGGUAUUAACGCUACUCCCUUCAGUUUAGUUAUUGCCCUACCACACAAAUAUGGCUUUAACAGGGUGCAACACACAGUAGAAAAUGACAUCCACAGAAUGCGUUCCAACGAUAAAUCCUUCACGCAAUUUUUCACUGGGAAUUGGACGAUACAUCCCGACUGGCAUUACUGUCGAUACUUAAACGAUCACUUUUUCGACUCUCGUGAAGAGGAAUUCAUACAUUUUUUGAAAAAAAUGGCCGAACCUGGCUGGAAGUGGACCGCAGAAUGUAGUGAAAGAAAAUUAAUAUGUGAAGUGGUCGGCGAUGCCAAAAUAACCUCAUGGUUUAGCGAAAAUAUCACUACUACUUCUAAGGAGGAUAACGCGACUGAGCUUAUAAAGAGGUUUGGAAUAACUGUAGCAUUCUUAGCUACACACAGUGGCCUAACAAGAUGGCAAGAUUUCCCGCAAAAUAUCGACACAACCGUACACGAACCAAAUUUUCAUAUUCUACACAACAAAGCAAUCGACGAAACUUGGUAUAAACGAGCCGUUGAGCAUCAUUACACGGACCCGAGAAAUUUCGUUUACUCAGUGCCAUUCGAUAUAGGGGAUGAAAAUUUUACUCUGGUGACCGUCAGCCAUGCUAUUUUUAGAGAGGACAAGGAUAAGUCUCAUAAGGCACCAGCAGGAGUGGUUGGCUAUCAGUUUUACCAUUCGGCUCUUUAUUCGCUAUUUAAAAAUAUAACUUUUAGUUGUGCUCCAAAUUUGACUUGCAAAAGAACCUGCGAAAGUGAAGAGUUGCACUGUCUAAUGCUCGACGAUAACGGCUAUAUCAUCAUAAGUGAUAACCUAAAAGAAACUGGCUUAUUUUUCGGAAAUGUCAGACCUGAUAUUCUAGACCAACUAGUAGAAGAAGGAAUCUACAAAAUCACCACCAUGUUCGACUAUCAAGGAUUAUGUCCUGAAGGGCAAGACACAACAAAUCCAGCUACAAAACUAUUAUCUCCUCUAAACAUUUUGACACAUUUUCUAACACACCUAUGGAAUGUACUGUACACAAUGAUUGCACCUACACUGACAAUGGCCACCGAAGAUUUGUACACCCUGUAUCACGAACACUUACAAGAAAAAAACAAGUACAUACCGUGCGAUGAAAAAUUCCACGGCUAUAAGUUGGUAGCUAAUUUUACCAAUCAAGUCGUGAAGUUGUUUAGUGAUACUCUAAUAUACAAAAUAAAGGACUCCAAUCUUUUAUUCGUACUUUUCGAAGAUUAUUACGAUUAUAACGUCACUAAUAAUAUUUACAUUAAAUCUACAAACUUGGUCAAAAUAGAUUAUAAAGAAAAAUUAGAAUGCCUCGUUUCAAAAAGGCAGUUUUUUAAAAGAAAUUACGCGCAGUGUUAUAAUAGAGAAGAAACAAACGUUUCGGAAAUACUAUUGUGUCAUAGUGACAUAGCAAAAAGUAAUUUUGCUGUCUUCAUCACUAGUUUAUUGAUAGUGUUUUUAUUGCAAUAUUAGGGUUUUUCACACAAUUUAGCAUUACUAGGUAUACAACACACCAUACUACACAUUGUUUACAGUUUUAUACCACUAUUUUAAGCCUAUGUAUCAUGUAUCCGCCGUUUUUAAAUGGAUUUUUACCACACUUAUAUACUGGACGAGAGCGGUCACCGGAAGCGAGUUGGAAACUAUGGCGUAUCCGGAAGUAAAUAAUGAGCAACCGGAGGAAGAGAUCGUAACGGAACCUGAACGCGAGGGUGAGCCGGAAAAAGAGGAGACAAUGGAAAAUAGUCCUUCGUCGAGAAGCGAUAAGGAGUUCGAUCAAAGAUUGUUGAUAACGAAAACUAAACCUGAACCGUGCGAUACCGAAUUUUCUCUGUACAGUCUGGUUCACUAUACUGAAAGGAAUAACUCUAAUAGUGGUUACAAUAGGACCAUGUCAAAUUGUAGCAGACCCUUCAUAGUCCAAAAAGUGUCCAACAGCAACAUGAUUUUGCUGGUAAUUAACAACUUGUGCAGGGAAAAUACCGAGAGAUCACAGAAAACAAUGGCUAAACUGCCAGAGCCUCCUAAGGAAGUUGACUAUAACAUGUCACUGUCGUGUUAUAGAGUCCAACAUAACGACUUUCCAAGAAGACUAUACAUGAGCUGUAUAAACAGAAGCUCUAAUGAAAGCGAAAUAAAACUUUGCGGAACAGGGACCAACAUAUCACCCAAACAUUUCAUCCCAUUUUUACUUUCUUCAUUUAUACUAAAAGCGUACUUAAUUUAAAUUAAAUCAAAUAAAAAAACCUAUAAAAUCUUGUUUAUCUGAUUUGGAAAUUGACACAUUGAGGUUAUGUUGUUAAUUAAAGUUAUUAUUGUUGUCACACGUAGUUUUAAAAACAAUUUGUCAAAUUCCAAAUAAAAUAAAACCAAAUGUAUAUAGUUAAAAACUACGUAAAAAACCUUAGAUAGUUAACCAUCUCAACUGUGAUAAAGAUAUUGUAAUUAAAAAAAGUAGCUUAAAAUAAUAAAUUUACAUCAAUUUAAAGGUUCCAUUCCAUUCCUUGUUAAGAAAUAACAAAUUUAAACAAAAAAUGUAAAUAAAUUUCGAAAAUUAAGCGUUUUUUCUACCACUUGUAAUGUUUUUAUUUGCUAUUGUAUUAUAUAACAUAUUCUAUAUUAUAC
Messenger RNA from Brassicogethes aeneus, 5041 nucleotides. Lineage: Eukaryota; Metazoa; Arthropoda; Insecta; Coleoptera; Nitidulidae. The record is from the annotation of a GenBank genome assembly.